AUGCGGUUGGUUUUAACCAUUUUAGGAGUUAUUACUCUCUACGCCCUCUGUUUCCGGCCAACAGAUUCGGUCGUUUUUAAAAUGACUAACGUGGAGUGUGGCAGCUAUAACAAGUCCUGGGUGCGGAUAAAUACGUGUCGCUUGAAGGCGGUGGGGCGUAACAGAGUUUUGUUUAACUUUAACGCAACUUUCCUCCAUCCCACCAAAAAUAUUACGACCCAUUACCAGCUCUUUAAACGGGCGAGUGGUUAUAAGCCCUGGAUGGUAAACGUGAAGAUCGACGGCUGUCGCUUCAUGCGCCGCCCAUACGAUGCUGUUGGUAUUUUAAUGUUUAAUAUUUACAAGCGGUUCUCCAACAUCAAUCAUACAUGCCCCUUUGAGGGUCAUCUCUUCAUAAAGGACAUGUACUUGUCGACCGAUGUGAUGCGACUGCCCUUGCCCACUGGGGACUACUUGCUUUCCAUAGAUUGGAUAUUUUACGGAAUAUCUCAGUUCGCCACCAAUGUCAGUUUUCAAUUCGUUGAGGAUUUAAUGAAAUAA
Molecule: messenger RNA, 540 nt
Organism: Drosophila bipectinata
Lineage: Eukaryota; Metazoa; Arthropoda; Insecta; Diptera; Drosophilidae
Source: RefSeq, a predicted model, not a curated record